GGCAAACUCGCUCUUUCGUGUUGCUCGCACCUGCACCACUCUGAAUAGUGCUUUGUUCGUAUCAACGCUGCUAAUUGAGCUCGCGAAGGUCAGUCGCUCGUCGCUCGUCGCUCCCUGAACACCAACACGUGUGCGACGUGUCGUUAUGGUUGAUUGCUUCUGCAAUACUGCUUGCUGCGCUCAUCUGAGCUCACGAUGCCACCUACCUCGCGAGACCCCCUGCCUGGCGAGAUGCACGACGAUGACAGCGCCGGCGAGAACAAUUCCGGGACAGCAGCCGCUGCUGGGGAGAAGGAAGGCUCCCCACUUCGCGAAGCUACCGAUGAAGGCGUCAUGAACGGCGAAGAAGGUGCCGCGGACGCUGCAGCCGUGAAAGUCAGCAUCGCACCUGCAAUUAUCGGCUACUUCGGUAUGAUGUUUGGAAACGGCAUCAUUCCGUUUCACAGUCAGAUCCUAGAUGCGAAAGGUUUCUCUCCUUAUCAGAUCGGCAUUCUCGUGGCAUCGAACCCGCUGCUCAGCAUGACGCUUCUUCCCACCCUGAGCUACCUCGCCGACAAGUUUCGCUGUGAGACAAAAAUGGUGCUGACGAGCAUCGUGAUUUCAUCCGCCUCCGCGUUCGCCUACACCAUGUCCUCUGCGUCCUACCUGGUAGUCAUCUUCUUCCUGGUGAUGUCCGCGUCGCGCAUCGUCAUGAACCCUCUUCUUGACCAGCGCACACUGAUGAUGUUUCCUAAGGACGGUCGGUCCAGCGCGUGGAGCUACGUACGCUCGUACGGGGCGUAUGGAUGGGGCCUUGGCAGCCUCGUUGCCUCGUUGAUCUACACGGUGACCAAGAGCUGGGUGGCGGUGGCGGCGCAGUUCUUCGUUGGCCAAUUGGGCCUGGCCUACUGCAUGAUGGUGGUGAUGCCGUACGAGGAGAUCGAGAAGGUGCCGGUGCGCUUCAAGGAGGUGCUCCACCUGCUCGCCACAAACGUGCGGCUGACGCUGUUCAUCUUCGCCGUGACCAUGAUGGGCACGGGCUACAGCUUCAUCACCAACUUCCUGUUUUUGUUCUUAAAGGACCUCGGCGGCUCCAAGUUCCUGAUGGGCCUCACCAUCGUCCUUACCGUCAGCACGGAGAUCCCGCUGUUCCAGAUGUCGGAGCGGCUGCACCAGAUGUUUACGGAGCGCCACAUGAUGACCAUCGCCAUGAGCGUGUGGACCUUCCGCGUGGUGUGCUACUCGCUGCUCAGGAACCCGUGGUGGGUGCUGCUGAUCGAGCCGCUGCACGGCGUCACCUUCUCCUUCAUGUGGCUGCCGUCCGUGCACCUCGUUGCACGCGCCUUCCCGCCCAAGCUGUCCAGCUCCGCCACCGGCGUGCUCUUCACCUUUAUGAGCGGCGUUGGUCCUGUGGUCGGCAACCUGGUGGCUGGCACGCUGUACAGCCUGGUGGGUCCACGCAAGAUGUUUCUCUGCGCUGCCGCGGCGAUGGGCUUGUCGCUUGUGUUUUACCUCGCGAUGGACUACACGCUGGAGCGGCGUGGCGUGUCCGUUGUGUGCGACUACGACGCCGCGGACGUGACGAUGGUGGACAUCGCGAGAGCCCCGAUGUGGUGGCAGGUGUCGGUGAGGUCCUUGUGUGCAAAGGCCAACCGUUGGCGGCAAGCGAAAAGGGUGAAGAAUCUCUGCGGUGUACACCUCGGCACGGAGACGGGGCAAACGGCGGACGUUAAGUAG
This is a messenger RNA of Leptomonas pyrrhocoris, 1716 nucleotides long. RefSeq lists its product as hypothetical. NCBI's taxonomy places the organism in Eukaryota, Euglenozoa, Kinetoplastea, Trypanosomatida, Trypanosomatidae. The transcript has a single exon. The coding region runs from base 196 to 1716 and encodes 506 amino acids. The record is from RefSeq and is a predicted model, not a curated record. Gene Ontology annotation, cellular component: membrane. Gene Ontology annotation, molecular function: transmembrane transporter activity.